Messenger RNA from Rhagoletis zephyria (snowberry fruit fly), 306 nucleotides. NCBI's taxonomy places the organism in Eukaryota, Metazoa, Arthropoda, Insecta, Diptera, Tephritidae. The record is from RefSeq and is a predicted model, not a curated record.
AUGAACACCGUCGAGCUCAUUGAGGUUCCCGGUAAGGAUGGAGUGAUAACCCUGAAGCCGAAGAAUCCCGACCUGCUCAAAGAACGCGGCAUGACUGUGCCCUACGAUCCUCGCUUUCCCACCACCAACCAGACCAAGAACUGCUACCAGAACUAUCUGGACUUUUUCCGAUGCCAGAAGGUGAAAGGCGAAGACUACCAGCCUUGCACUUGGUACAAAUAUGCUUACACUGAAUUGUGCCCUCCUGGUUGGAUUGAGAAAUGGAAUGAACAGCGAGCGAAGGGUAUCUUCCCGGGGCGCAUCUAA